GUCUUUCCCCUGCUUGUACCUUAAAUAUCUUCCAUGCAGUUCACAGGGUUUAAUUUUAGACUCCGCAUGAGGCAGGAGCAAACCGUUUCUAGCUGAAGUCAAAGUCGGAGGCUUCCCAGUUUGCUCUCUCCUGAGUCAUAGACUGGACAAACAUUGAUUCCAUCCUUUUUGAUAUCAGCAGAAGCAAAGAAACUACGGAGCGCAAAUAUGUCAAACAGCAGGGACAUUGAUGAUCUCAAUGAGGAAGACAUUGAUGAGGAUGAGCUCCUUGCUAUGCUUUCGCCUGAGGAGCUUAAGGAGCUUCAGAGUGAGAUGGAUGUUAUUAUUGCCCCAGAUGAGAGUGUACCGGUUGGACAGAGACAGAAGGACCAGACAGAAAAGACUCCGACGGGGACGUUUGACCACAGAUCCCUGGUUGAUUACCUUUACUGGGAGAAAGAGUCCAAACGCAUGCUCGAGGAAGAAAGAGUGCCUGCUACUCUGUUGCCUAGUGAGAAAACUUUGAGGGAGGAAGCUGAAAAGAAAGAAGAAGAAGAAGAAACUGUGAAAUAUGAAGAGUAUGAAGUGAUAGAAGAAAUCAUUGUGGAAGAAGCGGUGGAUGGUGCAGAUGGAGAGGAAAUUAUAGAGGAGAUAAUUGAGGAAAUUGUUGAAGAGGUGGAUGAGAGGGAUGAGAUGGACAAAGAGGUGGAUGAGAAAGAUGAGCGAGAGGUGAAGCUGCCUGUGAAUACAGAUGAACAUGAAAAUACUGACAAACAUGUACGUCCUCUGGAUAACAACACAGAAACAGUUACAGAAAAUAAUACAGAUGGCAAUCAGCCUUUUUCAGACGUAGAGGAGAAGGCCGAGAGCUCAGCUCCCAAACACAGUGCAUCACAUGUUGAAGAGAAAGAGGAAAUUAAAAUGACAGACUCUUUGCCUCCCAAAGAUACUCCAGAGGAGACAGAGAUAAAUGAAAGCAGUGAUAAGCUCCCACAGAAAGAAGAGAGAAAAAUUAACAAAUUAAAGAUUCCAAAGCUGGCACUGAAUAAUAUAAAAAUGACAUCAAGACCUUCAGGAAAUGAGACAAACUUGGAUUCGACACUUGACAAAAUCCGCAACAACCACCCCUCUGUCACUGAGGUGAACCUCAACAAUAUAGAAAACAUUCCCAAAGAGAUGCUUUUGGACUACGUCAAUGCCUUGAAGAAGAAUAAACAUGUGAAAACUUUCAGUAUAGCCAACACCGGUGUCGAUGAAAACAUAGCGUUCAACCUGGCCAACAUGUUGCGAGAGAAUCGCAGCAUUACGACUUUGAAUAUUGAGUCUAAUUUUGUAACAGGAAAGGGCAUCGUAGCCAUCAUCCGCUGCCUCCAAUUCAAUGAGACUCUCACAGAGCUGCGAUUUCACAACCAGAGGCACAUGCUGGGUCACCAUGCAGAGAUGGAGAUCUCACGUCUGAUCAAGGCCAACAACACCCUUUUGAAGAUGGGCUACCACUUUGAGCUGCCAGGGCCCAGGAUGGUGGUGACCAAUAUUUUAACCAGGAAUCUCGACCGUCAGAGGCAGGUGAGGAAGGAGGAGCAGAAACAGCAGCAACUGAAGGAGCAAAAGGAGCUGAUGCAGCUGUAUGAGAACACCCUAAACCUGCCUCCUGGUUUACUUCAGAUGCUGGGGUACAUACCGCCCCUAGAACUCUUGCAGGAGCAUGGGCUUGUCCCACCCUCGACAGACCUGAGCGCCUUGCCUGAAACGCAGCACCAGACAGAGCAGCCAGAGCCUCAGAUGCAGCUCAAACAAAAAAGAAUUCCCAAACAAUCCAGUGCCGAACCAGCAAAUUCACUAAGGGACGUCCAGCUGAAGAGGACGCCCAAGAAACGUGACCCGUUUCUGGAUCUGGACCCAAGGGAUGACAGGAGACCAGAGAGGUUCCAACUGAGGAGGACUUCCAGUGUGAAGGAUGCAAGCAGUCGAGAGAUGACGGAUGAGAAACCCAACCUGACUGCUGUGAUUAAGACUUUGAAGCCCGUCCCUCGCAGACGAGUGCCACCAAAAGUUGAUCUCACGCCACGUGAUCAGCUCCUAAGUGAGAUUAAAAAGAGCAACGUAGCCUAUCUCAAACCCGUGCCGCUCCCUAAAGUCCUGGAAUCAAGUGAAACGAGUCUCUUCUGAGGUUAUAGCUCCAGCUGUAUGUCUUCACCGCUGUAUGUUUAUUCUAAACAUAUUUGGUAUUAGUUUCCCUAAAAAUAUUCACAUGAACUGCAUAAAUUAAGAGUGAGCUAUAUUUUCAUUGCACGUGAAAGAUAUUUGCUGCUUGUGGUUCCAUUUUUGUGCUGUUAUCUCACUUAAUGCUGUUGUUUUGAGGAAGUCAUAACAAUGAAGUCAAAGAGUUUAUUGCCAGAACACCCUGUAUUUAAUUCAUAUGAAACCUCUUUCUUCAUUUGCUAUCUCUAAAACACGGAGGAAAAUAAAAAUAUGAUUUGUUUUCAGUGGGCUUUUGCACAGAACAGAUGUGUAGAGGUGGUUUGUUUGAUUCAAUUUGAAAUGAUUCAUUAUGGAGCAAACCUGUUCAUGUCAUUACAUUUUGCUAUAAAAUUCUUCUACUA
This is a messenger RNA of Seriola aureovittata, 2582 nucleotides long. It is a transcript of the gene lmod3, whose product is annotated as leiomodin 3 (fetal). Gene Ontology annotation, biological process: muscle contraction; pointed-end actin filament capping; myofibril assembly. The record is from RefSeq and is a predicted model, not a curated record. Bases 208 to 2148 code for a protein of 646 amino acids. Gene Ontology annotation, molecular function: tropomyosin binding; actin binding. Gene Ontology annotation, cellular component: striated muscle thin filament; myofibril. The transcript is spliced from 3 exons. Lineage: Eukaryota; Metazoa; Chordata; Actinopteri; Carangiformes; Carangidae.